AUGAUAGAUGGUAAUUACUUAUUUUAUAUUUUAGGAUGGCAAGAUUAUCUUAAUAAUGUUAAUUUCUAUACUUGUGGAGGGAGUAAAUAUUUUGGGAUAUCUACUAAUAAUUGGAUUGCCAUUAGCAGAAUAUUUUUAGAUCUAGAACCUCAUUCUCAUAUUAUAGUGGAAGCGGAAUUUCAUAUGUAAUUAUAUUCUUUAUUACAAAAGUAUUGGUAACUAAACUUCACCUACAUUUUAAAUAGAUGAAUAAUCAAUCAGCUAUUAUUCAGUGAUUUCAUCUUAAGAUUGUGGUAAUUCACAACCAGAAUAUUUAAAAACUUUUUCUAUAACUUAUUCACAUAAUAGAAGAAAUGUUUGGACAACUAUUUUGAACGAAUCAGGAUUUUAAAUAUUAGAAAACAUUUGUUUCCCUUUUUGUGGAGAUAAAUUAAUUCUUGAAGAGUAUGAGGAUUGUGAUGAUGGUAAUGAGCAAACUUAUGAUGGUUGCUUUCAAUGUAAAUUUAAAUGCAUUGAAGAUUGCAACAUAUGUGAAAAAGGAUAAUGUAUAUUAAAAUGUCAAGAUGGAUAUGAAUUUGUUAAUAAUAGUUGUCUUUCUGUUUGUGGUGAUCAAAUAAUCACAAAAGAAGAGAAUUGCGAUAAUGGUAAUUUGCGACUUUAUAAUGGUUGUUUUAAUUGCAAGUUUUUCUUGUUCAGAAAAUUGCUUUGAUUGCUCUUAAGGUACUUGUUUAGAGUGCAAUUACCAAAACUAAUUACUAAUUUCUAAUUAAUGCAAAUAUUAAUUAAAUUGUGGAGAUGGAUUGCUUUAGGAAUCAGAGGAUUGCGAUGAUGGAAAUUAUUUAGCAGAGGAUGGAUGCAAGGAUUGUUUAAUUCAACAAAAUUGGAUAUGCAUUACAAUCACAAGAGAUACUUAAAGCUAAUGCUCAUUUGUCCAAGCUCCAAUUUUAGUAAUUAACUAUCUCAAUAUGACUUAAAAUAAAAAGUAAAUAAGCAUAUAAUUUAAUUUAAAAGUAAAAAUUUAAGAGGUUAACCCUUAUCAGAAACUAUAAUUUUGAAAUAUCAAAUAUAGAAAAGAAGAACUGGAAUAGCAACUUAUAUAUUAUCAAGGAUGUUGGAUCAAAUGUAAGUUUUGGAGAAUUUAUCAUCUCAAUUGAAAUAUAAUAAUUACUUGAAUUUAGGCCAGUCUUAAAAAUUAUAGUAAAUUAGACUGUUUCUAAUAUAGAUGAUGUUAUCUUAGAUGUUUUUGAAAAAUCAAUCACUUUGAAAUAUACAAAAUUUCUUGAUGAAAAACAAAUGGAUUAUUCUUAAAAUUUGAAAAACCUUAAUAAAUAUAUGAUUUUUAGUUUGUCUGGAAUUACUGGAAUAAAUCUACUAUUUGGAAGUGUUGAUUUAUUUUUUGAAAUUAUGGCAAUUUCUUAAUUCUAGCAAUACUUAAAAUACAUUAAUCAGUAAUACCCAUAAAAUAUGGAGAUUUAUUUUUCUGUUUAUGAUAACUAUUUAGCCUCUCCUGGAUUUCAUCUAUUUUCCUCAAAUUUUUUAGUUUUUUAAUAUUAAUAUUGUGAAGGAAAAUUUAACGCAUAUAAUUAAAACACUAAUUUGAUCAUCAAUCUUUCAAGUCCAAUAUUGAAAUUCAUAAUAUUUUUAUAAGUUAAUUCUAUAAUAUCAAACUAUAUUCUUUAUUUUGUUGUCUCAAUGGCUAAAAUGGCUUUGUACAAUUGGAUAUUUUGUUUAAGGUACUUUAACAAUAUGACAUCAUUAUCAUUAUAUAUAAAUCCAAAAGUAAUUUUUAAGUGUAGUUAAUCCUUUUAUAACAUUUGUUUAGAAUUAAUUAAGUUGAAAAGAUUUAUGAUUUUUAAGGAUUAUAAAACGAAUUAUUUCUCAAUGGUUGGGAUAUGA
This is a messenger RNA of Paramecium primaurelia, 1896 nucleotides long. The record is from the annotation of a GenBank genome assembly. NCBI's taxonomy places the organism in Eukaryota, Ciliophora, Oligohymenophorea, Peniculida, Parameciidae.